AUGAACUCACCUGGCCUCCGAGGCGCUGGACUGGUCGUUCUCCAAGCCCUUCGCGUUGGCACCGUCAUCACGCUGCUGACCUCCGGUGCCGCCUGUUGGAUCCUCAUCAUCGAUGUCGAGAAGAACAAGCCGUACUUCAUCUUCGAGUGCUUCAGCCUCUUUUUCGUUUCCGUCCUCUGCUCUCUGCUUGUCGUUUCGGAACUCGCCUUUGCGCAAUUCAUCAAGAUCUACCUCCGGCGCAUGUGGCCCGUCUUGUCCGACCACCAUGGACUGAGUUGGCUGGGCUUGGGCAUGAUCAUCAUCGGCUGCAACAUCCUGGGUAUGCUCAACCACGACUUGAAGAUGGCUUCUGCCCUGUCGUCACUGGUCCUGGCUGCGGGUAUCUUGGCCCUAAUCUUUGGAUUUCUCAACAUCGUCUGCUCCUUUAUCUGGUGUGAUAGGAAAGAGGGCAUCACAUCUCGCGACAUUCGUGCCAAUGGAUCGCUCGCUCGAUCACAACGCGAGUUCCAUGAUUAUGAUCCUCCGAGCCGAUCAUCCUCAUCCAGGAACGAAAAGACGAGGAGCAAGUUUGUGUCCAUGUUCUGGAAGAAGGACAAGGAGGAGGAAUAUGUGAACGCAGUACCGGAGAUUAGCCCUCCCUAUACCUACAGCAACCACCAUGCCCGCGAUCUCGAGGCCCAGAGCGACAGCCCAAUCAUUCCGGGUCUGAAGCGCCCUGACACGGCCUUGCACCCCAUGAACACCCGCAUGAAUAGCCGCAGCAGUCGGAGCAGCCGAUACUCCGAGGCGAACAUGUCACGAUUCUGA
Messenger RNA from Trichoderma citrinoviride, 807 nucleotides. RefSeq lists its product as hypothetical. The coding region runs from base 1 to 807 and encodes 268 amino acids. The transcript has a single exon. The record is from RefSeq and is a predicted model, not a curated record. NCBI's taxonomy places the organism in Eukaryota, Fungi, Ascomycota, Sordariomycetes, Hypocreales, Hypocreaceae.